This is a messenger RNA of Blastocystis hominis, 560 nucleotides long. RefSeq names its product Holliday junction resolvase YqgF. The transcript is spliced from 3 exons. Lineage: Eukaryota; Bigyra; Opalinata; Blastocystidae. Gene Ontology annotation, biological process: rRNA 5'-end processing. The record is from RefSeq and is a predicted model, not a curated record. The coding region runs from base 1 to 504 and encodes 167 amino acids.
AUGGCGGUGUUGACUGUAAAACAGUUGCAAUCGCUAUAUUCCAAGGUAGCCCACAUACGACCUAGAUUGUUAGGAUUGGAUGUGGGAACAACUUUUGUUGGAGUCGCUCUUUCCGAUCCAACACUCACGCUUGCACUCCCACAAGGGACGCUACUCCGCACCGAUUGUUUACGUCCAUUUAAAUCCAACCCACUAAUAAAGCUCGUGCAGCAGUAUCGAACCUUUGCAUUUGUUGUGGGACUGCCACUUUUGGAGAGUGGAGAAGAAUCUAUUCAGUGUGAAGAUGUCAAAUUGUUUAUUCACGAGUUUUGGAAUCAUACCGAAAUGCCCAUGCCAGUUGUGUUUGAGGAUGAAUGGGGGAGUACCCAAAUGGCUAUGGACGACUACCGGUAUCAGAAGAAGCGAGACUGGAACAGAGGAUUGCGAAAGAAGGACGAAAAUGCUGCCGCCAUUAUUCUCCAAUCGUUUUUAGACUCUUUUGAUGUGAAACGCCCCGAUCUGUGAUUUCUUCCAAGUGUCUGUACGGGCGUUGUCAUGGAUAAUAAUCGUGCAAAUACCGA